Molecule: messenger RNA, 3290 nt
Organism: Hemibagrus wyckioides
Lineage: Eukaryota; Metazoa; Chordata; Actinopteri; Siluriformes; Bagridae
Gene: kbtbd3
Product: kelch repeat and BTB (POZ) domain containing 3
Exons: 4
Coding region: 41-1915 (624 amino acids)
Molecular function (GO): protein binding
Source: RefSeq, a predicted model, not a curated record
CCACGUGAGUCUGACGUCAUUUCUUAACUCAGCAGUCCGCAUGCGCGCUGAGAGACCGCUGUCUGUGGUUCUGAAACGAGUCUACAUGCUGAUGGAUGAAGAACGUGUUUCAACUGUGGUCCAGCCAGUGAGUAACAGCAUUUCAGAACAGCGUUCAGUGCUGCUGGUGUGUGAAGAUCAUGGCGAUAAGCUACUCAACGUUCUGCGCAUAUUCCGUGACAAAGGCAUGCUUUUUGACUUCCAAAUUCAAGUUCAGGGUGAGAUCCUGCCAUGUCAUCGCUGUGUCCUUGCUGCUUGCAGUGACUUCUUCAUGGCUAUGUUUGAGGUAAACAUGAUGGAGCGUGAUGGUGGCUCAGUCACACUGAGUCAUCUCUCCCCACAGGCUGUACGCAGCUUUCUUGACUUUGCAUACUUGGGCCAGAUGGAGAUCAUGGAAGAAAACGUCGACAUGCUUUUUCAUCUGGCAUCUUUUUUACAGGUGAGUGCGCUCUCGCAGGCCUGUAGUGAUUUUUUAAUCCAGACACUUGACCUCUCUAACUGCCUUCACUUGUUGGCCAUCGCGGAGGGAUAUGGCUCAUCCCGCCUACAGUGUUAUGCUACUGAGUUUGUGAUGGCCAAUUUCCAAGCACUUUCCUCCAGUCCAGACUUCCUGGAGAUGCCUGCAGGAAUCCUGCGGCACUGCCUAGCCUCGGAUUUACUCAGUGUGCCAGACGAAGAAAGUGCACUGCAAUCACUGAUCCUGUGGACUCAGCAUGACCUGCAAAAUCGACACAAUUUAUUUCCUGAGCUCCUCACUCACAUCAGACUGCACCACCUUCCCCCUGCUAAGCUGGAGGAAAUGGGCCAUUCUGAAGGACUUAUACUGGACAAUGAUGACUGUUCCAGAGCAGUGAUGAAAGCAUUGGCACAAGUGGCAGAGUUUAGUGGCCUUUUUCCAGAUGCCCGUCCAUCCACAAUAUCCAGCUACAUCUAUGUGCACAAAACAGAGGAAAAUGGUGAGACACGCCACACAUUCUGUUACAGUGUGGCAGCCAACCAGUGGCACCAGCUGCCAAACUCUGGGCUUGCUGACCUCCCUGGCUCAUCUAUUACCACUUUUGGAGAGAAGCUGUUUGUCAUUGGAGGAUGCCAAGGAAAAUGUUGCAGGGCAGUGAGACUUCAUAUUGCUGAGCCUGAGCAUGACGCUACGAGGGAAGCAUGGUGCUACUGUCCUGUGACUGGAAAAUGUGUAGACAUCCAGCCGAUGCAAUGCCCACGAACCAUGCAUGUCUCUGUCUCAGCCCUGAACCACAUUUAUGUAAUUGGUGGUAAAAGUCUGGGAAUGCAUGGCCUGCUUGAUGUGGAGUGUUAUGACCCACUGGGGCACACAUGGAAGUCUGUGAGUCCAUUACCACGCCAGAUCUACUUCCCAGAGACAGCAGUGUGUGGCACCAUUAUCUACACUCUAGGCUCUGAGCUGGAGAAUUCUGAUGCCUUCAACCCAACACUGAACUGUUUUUUCCGCUAUGAUGCUGAAGCUAAUGAAUGGUGCCAGCUGGUACCCGAGUUUGGCCAGCUCUUUCAUGCCACACUUGUUAAAGCUGUGUCUAUUAAAACAACACUCUACCUGUGUGAUCUGUCCACAUAUAAGGUGUACAGCUUCUGUCCAGACAACUGUGUCUGGAAGAGCAAGGGCUCUUUUGAGUGUGCAGGCUUUAAUGCAGGCGCCAUUGGUGUGCAGGAAAAAAUCUACAUCCUGGGAGGGGAUUAUUCUCCCGAUGAGAUCACAGAUGAAGUGCAGGUUUAUGACAUCAGGCAGAGUGAAUGGCAGGAGGUGGCACCAAUGCCAUGUGCAUUAACUGAAUUUCACUGCCAAGUGAUCAGUUUUAACCACUACCGAGAUCCAUGGAGAGUCAAACCUGCUGAGAUGCAAUAAACACACAAGAAUACAAUAAGUGAUACACUUGUUAAAAUUUAGACACACACUCACAUCUAUGCUUACAGGCACUAACACAUAUUUCCACAGAUACCUAUUUGAAGUCUUGCACUUAAUAAAAUAAUAAUGUAACAGUGUUGUAGUCUUUAGUAGAAGUGAUACCCAGCUAAUCAAAUCUUUACACAUGCUUGCUUAAUGACUGUAGUAAUUGUCGCACAUAUCUUUUUUUGUGAGGCAACAGAUAACUCUUUAAAUGCAUGAUAUUUAGGCUCAUGUUUGUGACUCAAAUUAAAAAAAUGAUCCAAAAGACAUUUGCAAUUCUCAUUGGUGAAAACAUUUCUAUGUUUUUUAUCCACAGCUGUAGCAUUUACAUUUACAUUUAUAGCAUUUGGCAUAUGCCCUUAUCCACAGUGACACAGGCAUUAAUGGUAGAAUUGAGGCAAGAAACCGUUACUUUGGAAGACAAAGUCUUGACAAAAGAGAUUUGCUUGGGCCAAGAAACAUAAGGAAUGGACAUUAGAUCAGUGGAAAACUGUCCUUUGAUCUUUGGGUUUUAACCACCGUGUCUUUGUUAGACAUAGAGAGGGUGAACAGACGGUUCCUUAAUGUAUGGUUCCCACUGCGAAGCAUGGAGGAGGAGGUGUUAUAGUGUGAUGGUACUUUGAUGGUGACACUGUUGCUGACUGUCAAAAAUGAGUUUAGGCUUAACCAGCAAUUUGCAGCAACAUGCCAUUCCAUCUGAUUUGUACUUAGAUGGGCCAUUGUUUGUUUUCCAACAGGACAAUGACCCCAAACACACCUCUAGGUUAUGUAUGCUAUUUGUCCAAGAAGGAGAGGGAUGGAGUACUGCAUCAGAUGACCUGGCCUCCACACUCAUCCAAUUUUGGGAUGAGUUGGACUGCAAGACUCUUAAACCUCCCAGCUUUGUAUCACAACUCGUCCUGCACUCUGACCUCAGAUUUAGUGCCACCGUUCAAGACACUCAAGGGCACUGUACAAUAGUCGGUCUAAAGUCAUAGUUAUCAAUAGUUAUAAAAGUUUCUGCUUAAUGUUAAUUUAAUCUAAAUUAUAUGGAUAAGAGUAAGCAGUCAGAGCUUUGAAACCAGCUGUAGUAUCAUGGAUUCUGGGCAAAACAUUUAUUAGCUUUAAUAUUUUUCAGCUCUAUCUCUGUGAGAGAGUGGAAUAAAAAUAAUGUUCACCUGACCUAGUGCGAAGUGAGUCUUUGAGCCCUUAUGACCUAACUGCCCAGGACAAUCCCCCACCCCCUUAUCAUUACAAUGACCCUUAACUGUCAACAGAGGACAAGUUGUGGUUAUUCACCUCCUGCUACUGUUUGUAUUUGUUUCUGAUUCAUGAAAUAAAAGAAAAAAUCUUG